GCUUUCUUUCUCGUUAUCGGAGCUGGAGUCGUCGGCCUCACGACAGCCCUGGAGCUUCGGCAUCGGUACCCCUCAGCUAAAAUCGUAAUAGCAGCAAAAUAUCUCCCUGGCGACAGCGCACCAGACUACGCAUCUGCAUGGGGGGGCGCGAACUGGUUCCCUGCUGCUACAGACAACGGCCCCCAACAGGAUUAUGAAGCAAUCACGUACCGCAAGUUUAAGAACCUUUGCUCAAAAAGACCGGAAUGCGGCAUAAAGCCCAUGCAGAUCAAAUGGCACUAUGAAGUUCCCAUCGAGGAAGCCGGAAUAUUGACUCCAGCAACUGGGAAGCUGUGGUUCGAGGAUCUGGUAGGUGGGUUAAUAGAGAUUGGGAAAGAUGAGCUACCGAAGGGAACGGAAUUCGGAUUCGAGAUGGCGAGUUUUGUAAUUGAUGUGCAGAGAUAUCUACCAUGGUUGCAGACCGAAGCUACCCGCCUCAAUAUCGAAAUACAUCGACGUAUCUUCGGCUCCAUCGACAAUGCGUUCAAGCGUUACCCUCAAGCUACAGCCGUCUUCAACUGCACUGGCCUAGGGGCAAUGACUUUAGGAGGCGUAGAAGACAAUACUAUGUAUCCUGCUCGGGGUCAAAUCCUUUUAGUAGAAGGCCCGGAGAAGCCGAUAAAAAACAUGUAUUUCCGCGCUCCACAUCGUGCUGGCGAAGCCACACAUAUCUUCCCUAGGGGAGAGAACGGCGGAGUGAUCCUGGGUGGAUGUCGCCAGAAGAACAACUGGAGUGGUGAAGUGGAUCUUGCGUUUGCUGAGGUCAUCAAGAGGCGAUGCUGCUCACUUGCACCAGAACUGGGGAAGCCAGAGGACUUGAGAAUUAUCAAGCACGGAGUUGGACUUCGUCCCGCAAGAGAAGGUGGGCCACGGGUAGAAUUAGAGAUGCGGGAUGGCAAGGUGGUCGUUCACAAUUAUGGGGCAGGCGGAGUGGGCUUCCAAGCAUCGUGGGGUUUGGCGCGAUAUGCCGUCGAUCUACUUCCUGAAAGAGCACGAAUGUAG
Bipolaris victoriae FI3 is the source of this 1041-nucleotide messenger RNA. RefSeq lists its product as hypothetical. Gene Ontology annotation, molecular function: D-amino-acid oxidase activity; FAD binding. The annotation marks the transcript as partial. Lineage: Eukaryota; Fungi; Ascomycota; Dothideomycetes; Pleosporales; Pleosporaceae. The record is from RefSeq and is a predicted model, not a curated record. The transcript has 5 exons.